AGCCAAAGGUUUCCGGUGCGUCAUCAGUGUGAUUUUCCGGUGAAGCUCGCAACACGCAGACAUGCCUCUUGCAAAGGAUCUGUUGCACCCGAGCUCCGAGGAGGAGAAGAGGAGUCACAAGAAGAAACGACUUGUUCAGAGUCCUAACUCCUAUUUUAUGGAUGUCAAAUGUCCAGGUUGCUACAAGAUCACCACAGUUUUCAGUCAUGCUCAGACUGUAGUGCUGUGUGUCGGUUGUUCCACGGUGCUCUGCCAGCCUACAGGAGGGAAAGCUCGCCUUACAGAAGGAUGCUCCUUCAGGAGGAAACAGCACUAGGUUGAUCAGAUGUGGCUGGACACGGUUGAGAGGAAUGAACAGCACUUGAUGGACGUCAAGUAACACUGCCAUGGAGCUGAUGCAGCAAGGAGGAAAUGGAGAGCGGGAAUACAAAUCAUGUAAUAUAAUAAGUCUCUCUACAGAAUAUGCACAGAGAAAUGCUUAGUGUCGUUGAGAUUCCACCAACAGCACAUAUCCAUUGAUUCCUUUCACUUAAUAAACUUAGGUUGUGUUUUGGUAAAAUAAUCUUGCAUGUUUGUCAUCCAGUUUGUUCUUUUUGCCUCAUGAAGGUUCUUAGAUGUCAUUUGUUCAGUAAGAGACACUUGUCAGCUCAGGACCCCUUAAAAAUGUGCUGGUAAAGAGGACUCUGAGUCCGUUAAGUGUGCAGAUGUGUGGCCUUGGAGUUUAAGCACAAACAUUUAUAGGAAGGUGAGUAAGUACUAUGAGCCUUUCAUUGUCCACCAGUUGCUCGGCACUAUGGAUUUAUGCAAAUCUCCUUCUACAACACUAGAUCAGUUCUAGGAAAGGAGACACACUGUGGCUGAAAUUGCAAAUUACAUCCAAGAAACUGCCCUUAACUACAGCAUUACAAUGUUAAAGCUGCACUCUGCAUAAUUGGAUGAUGAUGGAUGUGUGUUACAGCUGGCAAUAAAUCCAGACACUAAAUACGUCGCCAGAGGCCAAGUUAAUGCCACAGUGAAGUCAACAUUUUAUUUACCACAGACAGUGAUGUCAUCAGUACCUGCUCCAAAGCCAGUGGUGUUGGUCCAGGGCCCGCUCUCACUCUGAGUGAGCGUCAAUUCAGGGAAAGUCAUCGCUGGCUCUGCUUCUGUUUCCUGAUGCUUGUAGGACACAGAACACAGUGAUGUGACACUAAAUGUCAUUACAAGUGGCUGUGAAUUUACAUGUGCUUGCAAGCUUCCUGUGAAAAUGAUAGUGUGAGAUGAAUUCUUGUGAAGUUGCAGAAACAAUCGCACUAGCUUGGUUGGAAAUACAUCAGCUGAAAUCAUUUGUGUCCUGCAGUUUACUCACAGCUUUGGUUGGCUUGUGGGCCAGUUGCACAGUCUGUGUGUGACUGCAUUGAAUUGUACAGUGAAUAAAGAAAUUAAUUCAGCACAGGGAGUGAAUGAUAACUUUCCUGUUGCUAUGGUGACAUUUUUCUUAUGUCUUGCUUGUAUAUUGGACACAGCUUACAAAUAAAUAAUGAGAAAUAA
This is a messenger RNA of Epinephelus fuscoguttatus (brown-marbled grouper), 1530 nucleotides long. It is a transcript of the gene rps27.2, whose product is annotated as ribosomal protein S27, isoform 2. Gene Ontology annotation, molecular function: structural constituent of ribosome; RNA binding. Lineage: Eukaryota; Metazoa; Chordata; Actinopteri; Perciformes; Serranidae. The transcript is spliced from 4 exons. The record is from RefSeq and is a predicted model, not a curated record. Bases 62 to 316 code for a protein of 84 amino acids. Gene Ontology annotation, biological process: translation; ribosomal small subunit assembly. Gene Ontology annotation, cellular component: ribosome; cytosolic small ribosomal subunit.